AUGGAGAAGACCUUCAAAGUCAUAAUAAUUGGCGGAGGUCCGGUUGGACUGACAGCUGCACAUGCACUUCAUCACGCAGGGAUUGAUUUCAUCGUUUUGGAAGGCAGAUCCGCCAUCGUUGAAGACAAAGGUGCUAGCCUGGUGGUUUACCCUCACACCUUCCGCGUCAUGCACCAGUUCGACCUCCUGGAGGCGCUACUCUCCGUAGGCGGCGAACUGAACCACCAUCUGUCUUUUACUUCUGACGGACAUGUUUUUAACGAGGGCGCAAGAUAUGAGCGCAUACGCGAGAACCACGGCCAUGGACCUGUUGUUCUCCACCGGGCAGAGGUAAUCGAAAUCUUGUACAAAGGCCUUCCAGCUACCACCAAGUCGAAUAUAUUGACCAACAAGAAACUAGUCGACAUUGUUUCCCACAAAAAUGGCGUCGAUGUGAUUUGUGCAGAUGGCAGCACCUAUCACGGAUCUAUACUCAUCGGAGCUGACGGCGUCCACAGCAAAACCCGGAACCUGAUGAGAGAUAUUGCCCUGGAUGAGGACCCCUCACGAGCCUGGGACCCAGUGCAACCAUUUACAUCCUCCUACCAGCUCUUGUACGGGGCAUUCCCUGCUCCUUCGUCGUCCGGUCAGGGGUAUGAUGUCCAAGCAAAGGGAAAGGCAAUCAUGUAUCUCAGCGGGCCAAAACGAGCUUGGUUCUUCUUGUACAAAAAGCUACCGCGACCUACGACAGAGCGGAGACAAUAUAGCGAGGAUGAUAUCGAGACACUCGCCCAGGAGUUUGCCGGAUUUCCCCUGACCCAGACAGUGAAAGUGAAAGAUGUCUGGCCACACAUGCUAGGAGCCGGAAUGACGAAUCUCGAAGAGGGAAUCGCGCAGCACUGGUAUCUGGGGCGGAUUGUGCUCGUGGGAGAUGCAUGCCACAAGAUGACGACCCAUCUCGGGCAUGGAUUCAACAAUGGGGUUCAGGAUAUCAUUGUGCUUUGUAAUGAGCUUCGACGGGCUGUACAGAUGCCGCCUAGCAAGAACCCGGAUAUCUCGACUCUGACGGAAGUGUUUGAGGCAUAUGAGAAGACACGAAAGAGCCGGGCAUGUUCGCUUGUUGCUGAUGUUGCGAAUGCGGGGUUGGAGACACGUAUGCAUGCUUGGGAGAAUAUAUGUUAUUAUGGACUCUCUCGGUAUCUGAGCACUCCGAGGUGUGUGGAGAGUGUGGCUGUGAACUGGCUUAUCUCUCCGGAGCUGCGCAAGGGUCGGGUGUUGGAGUAUAUCCCGAUGGAGGAGGUGAUGAGGGGGAGGAUGAGUUGGGUGUAUCCGAUGAAUGAAUAA
This is a messenger RNA of Aspergillus sclerotioniger CBS 115572, 1323 nucleotides long. Its product is annotated as FAD-dependent oxidoreductase. Gene Ontology annotation, molecular function: FAD binding. The record is from RefSeq and is a predicted model, not a curated record. The transcript has 2 exons. Lineage: Eukaryota; Fungi; Ascomycota; Eurotiomycetes; Eurotiales; Aspergillaceae. Bases 1 to 1323 code for a protein of 440 amino acids.